Molecule: messenger RNA, 2721 nt
Organism: Drechmeria coniospora
Lineage: Eukaryota; Fungi; Ascomycota; Sordariomycetes; Hypocreales; Ophiocordycipitaceae
Product: Zn-C6 fungal-type DNA-binding domain protein
Exons: 7
Coding region: 1-2721 (906 amino acids)
Source: RefSeq, a predicted model, not a curated record
AUGUGUGCAUGCAAUGACAAGCACGGAAUACUUGUGCUGCAGUUGCAGAGAGUGCUGUGCUGGUACUUGAUUGUGAGUGGCAACGGCCCGCGUGGAAUACCAAAACAUCGUGGGGAGCAUCACACCUGCGGCACUCUGCGCAUGCAAGUACACGAGAACUGUGCGGCAUUCACUCGCGGGGCCGCACCUCCCGAAUGGCUCUCUGGCCUGAUCGACCGGUGCAUGGAAUUCCUUGCAGGCAUGAAUCAUCACGCCGCCCACGUCCGUGCCUUGCUGGUGCGCGGCCUGCCUGCUCCGUACCUCCUGGUGCCGCCGACAGGUAGCUGGGCUGGUGCUCGCUCACGGCGGCGGCAUGGUGUUGGGGGGGAAAGCAUCGAAUCAACCGCCAGCCGUCGUCAUCCUCGCAACCUUGCACCUCUCCUCCUCCCGUUGAGGCAGAUUCUCGACGCCGCCGUCUUCGCCAUCGCCUUCCACCGCCUCGUCGUGCCGUUGGCCCGUGUCGACUCCCUCGCCUUGCCGGCCGCCGCUUCGACGUCGCUUCAGCCUCCGUCGCCGUCUCUCACCGGCGUCUCGUUUGCCUCCUCGCCCUGGACCCGUCACCCUCUCCGCCGUCCCUCCUUGUCGGUCGACUCGACGGCGGCAAAGCCUCCACCUCUCCUGAUCCGGCCGGCCUCGCCUCGCCCCGUCUCGUCCGCCCUCCGAUGUGGAAAAAUCGGACAUCACGCCAGACUGCCGAGUGAACGACCGGGACCUGGAGAGAGGCAGCCACCUAGAGAGCGGCAGCCUUGCCCGUUCGUCGUGACGCUGGAGGACGCGGUUAACCGACGCGGCGUACCGCCCUGGUGGUUCGUUGCUCCUCCAGGGCUGGGCCUUUCGAACCUUCCGGCCAGCUCCCGCGGCACCUUGGUGGCCAGGUCGUCGUCCUCGACGGCCUACCCCGGCCCCCGCCAUGGUCUACUGUGGCAAGCCCUCGAGGGGCUGUCAGAUGUGCAGAACGCGCAGGAUCAAGGUAGACAGCCUCUCCCCUCCGUCGCCUUCGUGCCGGCACGGACGUGCCCGGGCUACCGGAACGAAUUCGAUCUCGUCUUUCGAAACGAGACGCUCGCGACGGAGAAGCGAGCGAGAAAGGCCGGGAGCAAGGCCCUGGCACGCGCGAACGGCAAGGCGCCCGCCUCGGCCGUCGGCCCCGGCCCGUCGUGGGCGUGUCCGCCUUCGUCCUCGUCGACGGAUGGCUGGCUGAUUUCGCCGUCCCCUCGAGUCCCCGUCGAGAACCGAGCGACGUGCCACUUCAUCUCCAAUUUCGUUCUCCUUCCCUCUCACGGCAGCGUCCGCGGCUUCAUGGAAUUUCUCAUUCCCCUUUUGAAGAUGGAGCACCUUCCCCGGCACUUCACCUACGCCUUCGACGCGUGCGCCCUCGCCUCGCUCAACAAUCGCGUCGGCGCCGGCAGCGACCUGGACAAGGAAGCGCUGGGAAGGUACACAAAGGCCUUGUCGGCGACCAACCUCGCGCUCCGAGACCCGGCCGUCGCGAGGCUCGACGCCACCUUGGCCUCCGUCUUGCUGCUCGGCCUCUUCGAGAGCAUAGCGGCCCGCCAGUUCGGCACCCUCGCUUGGGGCACGCACAUCGAGGGCGCCAUCGAGCUCGUCAAGGCCCGCGGUCGGAAGCAGCUGCGCACCAAGCUUGGAUUGCUCAUGUUCAUCGCCGUGCGAACCCAGAUGGUCCGUUCAGCGCGCCGCCCUCUACCGUUUUCGCUCGUCCAGCCCGACCGUGAUGCUUCGCGCGAGCCGCACAUCGUCUACAGCAUCACCACGUCCAAGGCGCCCGUCAUGGGCGGCGAUUGGUGGAUGAACGACACCGUCAGGGACCGCCACGCGGCCGAAUGUCAACGGCUCAACAUUGGCGUCGGCGAGCUUCGAGCCGAGGCGAAUCGCCUUCUCACCUCGGCGAGCUGGUCCGACGAGCACGUCCAAGUGGUGCUUGACAUGAUCAGGAGGUGCCAGGCCCACGACCUGGCCUGUGCCAACUGGUCCAAGACGCUCCCCGAUUCCUUUCGGUGGAGGACGGUCGGCUGGGAGGACCAUGUUCCCAACGGCAACUACCUCGUCGCCGACGUCUAUCCGGGCCGCGUCGAUGCCUAUCCGGGCCUCUGGGUCGCCAGCGUCUGGAACAUGAUGCGCUGCUCGCGCAUCGUUCUGGCGUCCAUCAUCGUGCGCUGCGUCGCCUGGACCUCGUCGCCGGUCGACUACCGAACGACGCCCGAGUACGCCACGGCCGCCCGCACAUGCGUCGACACCAUCACCGACAUUGUCGCAUCCGUUCCCUACCAGCUCGGUUGGUUCUCGAAGCGCAGGCAUCUGCUCGACGGCGUCAAGGUCUCCAGCUUCGCAUGCGGCGAGGAGGAUUCCCCAAAGGGCCUGGGCGGCUACUUCAUGACCUGGCCUCUGGCCGUCAUCCACACCCAGGAUUACACCACGGACUCGCAGCGCACCUGGAUCCGGGGACGUUUCGAGUACAUUGGCCAUCAGCUGGGCGUCAGAUCCGCCAACCCCUUGACCGAGCUGAACUAUCGACUUCCGUCCAUGCUCAUCCGCAGAGAUGGUUUGAUGACCGACCGACCGCCCUCGUUCCAUGAUUUGGACAAGGUGCCGUCCGGUGCUGCCUUCUCGACGAGCCUUCCGCAGCGACCGGAGGCACCGCAUCGGAGGGCACCGCCGCGUUAG